This is a messenger RNA of Glycine soja, 759 nucleotides long. RefSeq names its product F-box/kelch-repeat protein At3g23880-like. The coding region runs from base 1 to 759 and encodes 252 amino acids. The transcript has a single exon. The record is from RefSeq and is a predicted model, not a curated record. NCBI's taxonomy places the organism in Eukaryota, Viridiplantae, Streptophyta, Magnoliopsida, Fabales, Fabaceae.
AUGGGCUUUGGCUAUGACAAUUCAAGUGACACUUACAAAGUGGUUGCAGUGGUUGGCGAUGGGGAAUAUUCACCGGAAACAGCAGAAGUGAGAGUUCACUGCAUGGGUGAUAAUUGUUGGAGAAAGGUUGUAAGUUGGAAUGGAUUUCCCAAACUAAUGACAGUUCAAGGAUGCCAUGGAGGACACUAUGUGAGUGGCCAUCUUAACUGGGUAGCUGCUGUUAAGUCCAGAGCUGAUACUCGCUAUCUGUCUUUUGUAAUUUGUUCCUUUGAUUUAAGGAAUGAGACAUGCAGAUAUUUGUUGCCUCUUGAAUGCCUUUAUACAACCUUGGUGAUGCUGGAUCUUUACCCAGAUCUUGGGGUUUUGAGGGGCUGCCUAUGUCUUUCUCAUUAUUAUGGCUACGGAAAACAUUUUUCUUUUUGGCAAAUGAAGGAGUUUGGAGUUGUAGAGUCUUGGAUUUCGUUGCUGAACAUUAGUUGUCUUCAACUUCAUCUUAGGGAUCCAUCUCUUCGGAUGUCUCCAUUGAUCAUGACUGAAAAUGGUGAUGUCAUUUUUACGGUGAUGGACAGAUUGCAUGGUCUUUUAGUUAUUACCUAUCACUAUAGAGAUAGCAGCACGGAGUAUGUUAAAAUUCUCAACCAAGAACUUUGGUUGAAUUCCACUGAUUAUGUUCAAAGUUUAAUUUUCCUUAUCGUAAUUGGCUUACUCCUCUGUAAUGCUUGGCUUAUCUGGAUUUACGUUAAAUCAAGUAUUAUGUAA